Thrips palmi is the source of this 2736-nucleotide messenger RNA. RefSeq names its product neuroligin-4, X-linked-like. Gene Ontology annotation, molecular function: signaling receptor activity; neurexin family protein binding. NCBI's taxonomy places the organism in Eukaryota, Metazoa, Arthropoda, Insecta, Thysanoptera, Thripidae. Gene Ontology annotation, biological process: presynaptic membrane assembly; synaptic vesicle endocytosis; modulation of chemical synaptic transmission. The record is from RefSeq and is a predicted model, not a curated record. Gene Ontology annotation, cellular component: cell surface; synapse; postsynaptic membrane. The annotation marks the transcript as partial. The transcript has 15 exons.
CCCGCCAACGCCCCGCAGGCCCUGCUCAACUCGCGCAUCGUGCACACCAAGUACGGCGACGUCCGCGGCAUCAUCAUGACGCACGAGAACCGCCACCUGGAGCCCGUCGAGGUGUACCGCGGCAUCCCGUACGCCAUGCCCCCCGUGGGGUCGCUGCGGUUCAUGCCGCCCGUGUCGGGGGCGCAGUGGCAGGGGGUGCGGCUGGCCCAGCACUUCCCGCCAGUGUGCCCGCAGCGGCUGCCCGACAUCGCCAACGAGACGGCCGCCCUGCAGCGCAUGCCGCGCGGCCGCCUCGAGGCGCUGCGGAGGCUGCUGCCGCUGCUGGCCAACCAGAGCGAGGACUGCCUCUACCUCAACAUCUACACCCCCGCCGAGGCCGGCCUGCGGGAGAACGUGCGUCUCGCCCCCGUGAUCGUCAUCAUCCACGGCGAGUCCUACGAGUGGAACUCGGGCAACGUGUACGACGGCAGCGUGCUGGCCUCGUACGGCGGCGUCGUCGUCGUCACCGUCAACUACCGCCUCGGCGUCCUCGGCUUCCUGAACGUGAACCCUGACCCGCACGCGCGCAGCCCCGCCAACUACGGCCUCAUGGACCAGAUCGCGGCGCUGCACUGGAUCCAGGAGAACGUGGCGUCCUUCGGCGGCGACCCCGGCAACGUGACCUUGCUGGGCCACGGCACGGGGGCCGCCUGCGUGCACUUCCUCAUGAUGUCCAGCGCCGUGCCUGAUGGCCAGCUGUUCCACCGCGCCAUCCUGAUGUCGGGCUCGGCGCUGGCGCCCGGCGCGCUGGUCCGCGACCCCGGCGCGCAGGCCCGCGCCGUGGCCAAGAUCGUCAACUGCUCGGACGACGUGCCGUCGCGGUUCCUGCUGGCCUGCCUGCGCGAGCGGCCCCUCUCCGUGCUGCUGGCGGCCGUGGAGGCGGCCAACAAGGACUACGCCGCGGACGACGGCCCGGGGGUCAGCGCCUUCGGCGGCGGCGCCCCCGCGGCCUUCGGCCCCUCCGUCGACGGCGUGGUGAUCGAUGCCGGCGACCCCCCUCCCCCCAGCCCAGGUGCCCCGGUGUCGCGCGGCCGAGCCAACGCGUCCAGCUGCAUGGGGCUGGGCCUGGGCGGCGCCGGCCUGGCGGGGCUCACGGCGGACCCCGUGCUGGACCUGGUGCUGCGCAAGGCCGUGGCCGCCAAGCUAUCGCGCUACGCGCUGCUGUGCGGCGUGGUGCGCGCCGAGGCCUUCCUCGCCUUCUCCUCGGCCGACGAGCAGUUCGGCCUGGAGGCCGACCGCCGCACCAGGAUCCUGAGGGACUUCGUCAGGAACACGUACAGGUACCACCGCUCCGAGAUCCUGGCCACGAUCCUGAACGAGUACACGGACUGGGAGCGGCCCGUGCAGCACCCCGUCAACCUCCGCGACGAGACCCUGGAGGCGCUGUCCGACGCGCAGGUCGUGGCGCCCGUCGUGCUCACCGCCGACGUGCACUCGUCCACCGCCUCCAACAAGUCCUUCCUCUACGUGUUCGACUACCAGACCAAGAACGGCGACUACCAGCAGCGCCAAGGCUGCAUCCACGGCGAGGAGAUGGCCUACGUCCUGGGCGCGCCCCUGUCCGCCGGCCUGAGGCACUCGCACCUCCCCAGGAACUUCACCAAGUCCGAGGCCAUGCUGUCCGAGGCCACCAUGAACUACUGGAUCAACUUCGCCCGGACGGGGACGCCGAACGACCCGGUGGAGCCGGCGAGAGGGGGCCGCCACCGCAGCCUGGAGUGGCCGCCGUACGAGAGCAUGCACAACAAGUACAUCGUGCUGGAGCCCAAGCCGCGGAUCAAGAGCCACUACCGCGCGCACCGCCUGUCGUUCUGGCUGCACCUGGUGCCCGAGCUCCACCGGCCCGGCGGCGACCUGGUGCCCAUCGGACACCACCAGCUGCCCGGCGACCCGCCCGCCGUGGCCGGCGACGACAGCGGCUUCGCGGCCUACUCCACGGCGCUGUCCGCCACCGUGGCCAUCGGCUGCUCGCUGCUGCUGCUCAACGUGCUGGUCUUCGCCUGCGUCUACCACCAGCGGGAGAAGCCGCACCAGAACUGCAGCGUGGCGGAGAGCAGCAACAACUCGUCGUUCCGCGGCAGCUCGUCGGGGAGCAGCGCGCUGCCCUCGUCCCUGCGCAACAAGAAGCGCCCCGUGGAGAACGGCGGCCCGCACGGCAUGUGCAAGGCGGGCGAGCACCUGCAGUCCUGCGUGUCUGGCGGCGGCGCGGCGCUCAAGACGUACAUGGGCGAGGGGCACGCCGUGAUGCACCGGCCGCACUUCCACAUGCACUGCGGCCCGCCGGGCUGUAGCGUGCUGCCUCCACUGGCGCACCAGGUGGCGCACUCGCACUCGCUGCACCAGCUGCCGCCGCCCGAAUUCGACGACAUGCCCCAGCAGAGCUUCAUCCUGCACGCGUCGGCGUUCGGCGGGUCGGCCACGCUGCCGCGGCCGCCGCCGCCGCCCAAGGCGUGCAAGCCGCCGCUGUCGCUGGAGGUGGGCGAGGAGCAGCCACUGCUGUCCGCCUCGGCGCACAACCUGCACGCGCUCGCCAACAAGAAGUCCACGCCCGACGUGGCGAGCGGCAUCCGGGCCGGCUGCUCCGGCAUGUCGUCGUCCGUGGUGGGCGUGGGGCCCGGCGCCCUGGGCACCAUCCGCAGGAAGGGCCAACCUGGCCGGCCCUACUGCCCGUCCCAGAUGGAGGAGCUGCGCGUGUGA